AUGGUGCCUACCCUGCUGCUGGGCUUGAGCUUUGGUUACGCAGCAGCCCAGGAAACCGUGUGCCUAUCAGCUCAGUUCAGGAGCCCUGGUGAUUAUAUCUUGGGAGGUUUGUUCCCUUUUGGAAUGGACAUUGUCAAUCUGACGGCAAGAACAGAGCCCACCUCAGUCAAGUGUGAAAGGUUAUUUGUAGAUGGGCUGAUCUGGGCUCUUGGCAUGAAGUUUGCCAUCAACGAGAUCAACAACUCCAGUUCCCUUCUGCCAGGGGUCAAGCUGGGCUAUGACAUGCACGACACCUGCUUUGAGCAAGUGGUGACCUUGCAGUCCAGCUUGCUGUUCCUCACCCAAAAAGGCACAACAGGCAUUGAGGUGUCGUGCAACUACACCAACUACCAGCCCCGGGUGACAGCUGUGAUUGGACCAUAUAAAUCAGAUCUUUGCCUGCUAACAGCCAAACUCUUCAGCUUCUUCUUGCUGCCACAGAUCAGCUAUGGAGGCAGCAUUGAGAAGCUCAGCAACACUGAUUCAUACCCAUCCUUCUACCGUACUGUUCCCGGUGACAACAACUUGGUGGAAGCUGUGGCCCAGCUACUGAAUAAAUUUGGCUGGAACUGGAUUAUCACCAUUGGCAGCAAUGAUGAAUAUGGCAGAGGAGCCCAGGGGCACUUCGUAAGCAUAGCUGAAAAUCGCAACAUCUGCAUUGCAUUUGAGAGUCUGAUUCCUACAGACUUGGCAGACCCCAAAACCACAAACCAACUGGAAAACAUCAUUAAGGCAAUUAACAAGACUGACGCCAAUGUCAUUGUCCUUUUUGCCUUCAGCCAGACAGCUCUAGCCCUGCUGGAACACAGCAUCAGGAUGGGACUGAGCAAAAGAGUCUGGAUUGGCACUGAAACCUGGACACUGUCUCAUAAAGCUGCCUCCAUCUCAAAUAUCCAGAGCAUUGGGACAGUAUUAGGCUUUGUUAUGAAAGCAGGCACAGUCCCUGGCUUCCAUAAAUACGUUACUGACCUCUUUAGCUCUGCUCAGCACGAUGAAUUUUGCCAGCAGUCUAGAAAAUCCAACCACCUCAUGAGCUCUGAUGUGCUGAGCACACCUUGUGAGCAAUGUGACUAUGCCACCCUCCCUCAAAUUUUACCCACACUGAACCACCUGAAAAUACUCCCAGUCUACCUUGCUGUCUACAGCGUGGCCAAUGCCCUGCACAGAGCCCUGGGCUGCACCCACCAAGCUUGCCCCAAAGCACCCCUCAAAUCUUGGCAGCUGCUGCACUUCAUGAAUACCUUCCCCUUCACAGUGAAUGGUCAGAGCUUCAGGUUUGACAAGUUCCAUGGCACAAACCCUGGCUACCAGCUUAUAUUCUGGUUGUGGAGAAAUGGCACCCUUGAGUACCUGCCUGUUGGGGAGUACAAAGAGUCCUUGGCCAUCAAUGUGUCCCAGAUUCAGUUUCACACACCAAAUCAAGAGAGGCCAUCGUCACAGUGCUUUGCACAGUGUUUACCAGGACAAAUCAGACAAAUAAAAGGACUUCACUACUGCUGCUAUGAUUGUAGAGAUUGUCCAGAAAACACCUUCUCGAGUGCUAAGGAUCAAUCCAGAUGCACAUCCUGCCAGAAGCAGCAGUGGGCCCCUACCAGCAGCAUCCAGUGCUAUGACCGCAGCGAGAGGUACCUCUUCUGGAACGAGCCACUCACCAUUGCCUUGCUGCUGGGGAUGUCCCUCACCCUCUCCCUGACCUGUGCCACAGCACUUAUCUUUCUUAAGAACCUCGAGACCCCACUUGUGCAGGCUUCUGGAGGCAAACUCAACCUCUUUGGCCUGUUCAUGCUCACACUGCAGUCUCUCAGCUGCUGUCUCUAUGUAGGGAAGCCCAGUGACAACCUCUGUACCAUCCAGCAGAUAGUCUAUGCUCUCUGCCUCAAUGGGUCUUUCUCCACCUUCUUCAUCAAAUCCCUUGAGAUCAUCCUUGUGACCGAGUUCCCUCGCUGUGCCCCCACCUUCUUGCCCUGGCUGACCCAGAGGAGGGCCUGGCUUCUCGUUGCCUUGUGCCUCCUCAUCCAGUCCUUUCUCUCUUUCUGCUAUGUCCAGUUGGGCCCUGACUACCUGCAGGCUGAUUACGAGUCACUGCGUUCUGAGGUUCUGCUUGUGUGUGACACCAAGUCCUGGUUUGCCUUCACCCUGCUGCAGGGCUACAACUGCUGCUUGGCAUUUGUCUGCUUCCUUUGCACCUUCAUGGUCCAGACUUCUGGGAAGCAGUACAAUAUUGCCAGGGGGAUCACGUUUGCCAUCCUCACCUACUUCAUCAUCUGGAUCUUCUUCGUUGCUAUAUUUACCACGCUGAAGACAGUCCUCAGGCCUGCUACUCAGAUGGGCACCAUUUUGGCAACCAGUCUGGGUAUCUUGGGGACUUACUAUAUCCCUAAAUGCUACCUCAUCUUGUUGAAGCCUGAACUGAACAAAGUGGAUUAUUUCCAGCAUUCCAUCAAAGAGGAGCCAGAUGAGGACUCUCAAUAAACAGACAGUAAACCAGAUCCACUGCCACCUGCUCCUCAGUAAAAACUGUCUGUGCUUUAAUGAGAUUAUUCCAUUUGUAAUGACCCUAUAGCUACUCAGACCAGAGCUUAGGAAAACAGAGUUGUUUGGU
This is a messenger RNA of Calypte anna (Anna's hummingbird), 2641 nucleotides long. It is a transcript of the gene TAS1R3, whose product is annotated as taste 1 receptor member 3. Bases 1 to 2511 code for a protein of 836 amino acids. Gene Ontology annotation, molecular function: sweet taste receptor activity; G protein-coupled receptor activity. The transcript is spliced from 6 exons. Gene Ontology annotation, cellular component: membrane. The record is from RefSeq and is a predicted model, not a curated record. NCBI's taxonomy places the organism in Eukaryota, Metazoa, Chordata, Aves, Apodiformes, Trochilidae. Gene Ontology annotation, biological process: sensory perception of umami taste; G protein-coupled receptor signaling pathway; sensory perception of sweet taste.